CAUAACAGCUUGCACCUCAAAGCUUGUCGAAGUUAGAAAUAGAAAUUAAGCCAUGGCUCUCCACUCCUCUCUUUCAUUUUUAGCUGCUCUUGUCCCAGCCCACCGCUCCCCUUUUUUGUAUCUGCAGAAAAUCACCGCAAAUGUUCAGAAAUGUAGGCCUAUUAGCUGCAUUUCUGGUAGUGUAAAUUCUACUGUGGAUCCUAAAACCAUCCGGCGCUCCGCAAAUUACCCCUUAAGCGCUUGGGACUAUGAUCAUCUCAUGCACUCACUUCCUACCGAUUACUCUGAGGAAAAAUAUACGAGUCAGGUCACGAAACUGAAGGAGGGAGUGAAGAAGAGUGUGAAUGAUAGAGAGAUGAAAUGGUUGAGUAAGCUGGAGCUUAUUGAUACAGUGCAAAGGUUAGGGUUGAAGCAUGAGUUUGAGAAGGAGAUAAAGAAUGCUAUACACAGUUUAUACGCAAAUGCUAGCGAUGGAUUGCUAGAUGAUGACAUCCAUAAUGAUCUUUAUGCAGUUUCUCUCCAAUUUAGGUUAUUUAGACAACAUGGACUUGAUGUCCCCAAAGAUGUGUUUGAGAGGUUCAAAGACGAGAGUGGUGAAUUCAAGGCAUCAAUUUGCAACGAUGUGAAAGGGCUACUGAGUAUGUACGAGGCUUCAUUCUUAGGGUUUGAAGAUGAAGAAAUUAUAGAUGAAGCCAAGUGGUUCAGUACUACACAUUUGACGGAGCUCAGAGGAUCCAUUGCGCAAGAAAGCUUAGCAAAAAUGGUGGAACAUGCCUUAGAUAUGCCUCUCCAUUGGAGGCUCACAAGGGUGGAAGCUAGUUGGUUCAUUCCUGCUUAUGAGCUUCAACACAAUUUCAACCCUAAUUUACUUCAGCUUGCUAAAUUGGUUUAUAACAUGGUCCAAGCUGUUCACCAGAAGGAGGUUAAAGAUUUGGCAAGGUGGUGGGUGGAUUUGGGAUUAAACCAGAUGACAUUUGCAAGAGACAGGCUAGUGGAGCACUAUUUUUGGUGUUGUGGUAUGGCUUUUGAGCCAGAAUUUGGAAGCUUCAGAGAAAUGGGCACCAAAGUUAUCUGUUUAAUAACAACUAUCGAUGACGUUUAUGAUGUUUAUGGUUCGCUCGAAGAAUUGGAACUCUUCACAGAUUUUGUUGACAGGUGGGAUGUGACUCAAAUUGACAAGCUACCUGACCCCAUCAGAACAAUCUUUCUAGCCAUGUUUAAUACGACCAAUGAAAUUGGCUAUACGGUUAUAAGAGAAAAAGGCUUCAAUAUCGUUCCAUACCUUAGUAAAACCUGGGCAGACCUGUGCAAGGCAUACCUAAAAGAAGCAAAGUGGUAUCAUAAGGGAUAUAAGCCAACAUUAGAAGAGUAUCUCAACAAUGCAGUUGUUUCCAUAGCAGCACCACUUAUGUUAUUCUGUUCCUACUUCCUUACGACCGAUAAAAUUACCAUCGAUGCAUUACACUACAUUGACAACCUUCCGACCAUUAUGCGUUGCUCGUCUAUGGUACUUCGCCUCACCAACGAUCUGGGCACAUCAUCGGAUGAACUAGCAAGAGGAGAUAACCUAAAGUCGGUCCAAAUCUAUAUGAACGAAGCCGGAGUUUCAGAGGAGGUUGCUCGUGAACACGUCGAUAAUUUAGUACACGAGACAUGGAAGAUUAUGAACGCGGAAAUGUUGAGUAGCUAUCCUUUCGGCGAAGCCUUCUUGCAUGCCAAUCCAAAUCUGGGACGGACAGCUCAGUUCUUUUACCAUUAUGGCGAUGGACAUGGUGUUCCUGGCAAUGAAACUAAGCAAACUCUGUUGCCCUUACUCUUGCACCCGUUCCAGUAACGCAUGACGGACCGAUUCAAGUCGUCUUCUUUUUUUGGUUUGGAUUUAAAGUUUGAACUUUAUGAAUUUUACUAUGGGUUUUUUUAUUACUAGUAUUUGUGUUGUGUUUUUAUUUUAUGGAAGGAUUUGAAAUAUUUUUUGCAUGUAAAACUUAUGUAUGUUCACUCGCACAAGAAUGUGGGCUUGCUUGAAUAUGUAAGAAUUUGAUGUUAAAUGUGUUCAGUUAAUCUUACACUGUGGGAACUUGAUUGUCA
This is a messenger RNA of Mercurialis annua (annual mercury), 2088 nucleotides long. Its product is annotated as beta-bisabolene synthase-like. Bases 53 to 1834 code for a protein of 593 amino acids. The transcript has 7 exons. Lineage: Eukaryota; Viridiplantae; Streptophyta; Magnoliopsida; Malpighiales; Euphorbiaceae. Gene Ontology annotation, molecular function: terpene synthase activity; magnesium ion binding. The record is from RefSeq and is a predicted model, not a curated record. Gene Ontology annotation, biological process: diterpenoid biosynthetic process.